AGAAAGUGGAGAGAGAAAGAGGAGAGAGAAAGAGAGAGACCAAAGCAGUAUAGAAUAGAAGAAACAGAGACGCUGUUGUUGUUGUUGUUGUUGUUGUUGUUGUUGUGUGUGUGAGAGAAGAGAGAGAAAGAAACCCCUUAAAUCCGAACCUGUUUCUCACUCUAGUUUCUUCAUUCACACGCUUUUCAUCGAAACCUUUCAUUCUGUGUUUUGAGAGAGAGAAGGUUUUCCAGAUUGCGUCCUUUUUGGCCUCGUUUGGUCCGUACAAUGGAACGGUACGGCCGAGUGAAUGAAGGGUCGCAAUCUGAUCCGACGCCGGAAUGGACUGUUGCUGCUGGUGAGGCCACGAAUGAAGGGUAUGGAUUGGUGGGUGUUGAAUCGUAUCCUCUGCGGCCUGAUGAAGCUGAUUGUAUCUAUUAUUUGAGGACGGGUUUUUGCGGUUAUGGUUUGAGGUGUCGGUUUAACCAUCCACGUGACCGUGGCGCGGUUAUUGGAGCUGCGAGGAUUGCAGGGGAGUAUCCGGAACGAGUUGGACAGCCAGUGUGCCAGUAUUAUGUAAGGACCGGAUCGUGCAAAUUUGGUGCUUCAUGCAAGUAUCACCAUCCUAGACAAACAGCAGGAGCUACUGCCCCCGUGUCGCUAAAUCAUUAUGGAUAUCCUUUGCGAGUGGGUGAGAAAGAGUGUUCCUACUAUGUGAAAACAGGACAAUGCAAGUUUGGUGUAACUUGUAAAUUCCAUCAUCCACAGGCCACCGGUGUCCAAACCGGUGUCCAAUUGCUAGCACCAUCACCAGCUCCCCAAGUUACACCUCUGUCUAUGCCAGUUCAGGCACCAAUUUAUCAAACUGUACAGCCUCCACCCGGUCCUUCACAACAACAAUACAGUGUCCUGGUCGCGAGGCCACCUCUGCUGCAUGGCUCGUUUGUCCAGGGUCCCUACGGGCCUUUGGUAGUGUCCCCCACCAUGGUACCUUUUCAAGGUUGGAGCCCUUAUCAUCAGGCUCCAGCAGCAAGUCCUGUACUUCCUUCGAGUGCUCCGUUGAGUGUUGUUCCACCACAGAUUUAUGGGAUAACUCAGCUACCUUCACCGACAACUGUCUUUACUGGACAGUAUCAGCCUUCUGGUUCCUCAGCUGGUCCUUCAGGCAGUAGUCAGACUCAGAAGGAACACUCAUUACCCGAAAGGCCUGAUCAGCAGGAAUGUCAUCAUUACAUGAAAACGGGGGAGUGUAAAUUUGGUUCUUCAUGUAGAUAUCAUCAUCCGCGGGACACAGGUGCACCAAAAGUGAUCUUUAGUCCUGCCGGUCUUCCUCUGCGCCCGGGGGCACAACCUUGCACUCAUUAUACGCAGCGUGGAAUUUGUAAGUUUGGAUCUGCAUGCAGAUUUGAUCAUCCUAUAGGAUCCCUGAGUUACAGUCCAUCUGCUUCUUCCCUAGCUGAUAUGCCGGUUGCACCCUAUCCCGUUGGUUCCUCCAUUGGCACCCUUGCUCCAUCAUCCUCAUCAUCCGAGUUGAGGCCUGAACUUGCCUUAGGAUCCAGCAUAGAGUCCGCUUCAUCCAGAAUGUCAUCAUCAAUGAGCACAUCGACUGCAUUAGCUGGAUUGACUUUAUCGACUGUUCUACCGGUUUCUCUAUCAAGUAGCCAGCCAUCUGCUCAGAGUUCCAGUUCUUUAGCAACUCCCAGUGCCACCACAAGUAGCACUGUUCCUCACACCUCAAGCUAAGCAAUGUGAAUGUAUUCCUCAUUAUUUCUCCAUUCUAUCUCAAUUUUUCACUCGGCCCGUCUCAAAAAUAGUCUUUACUUUUAAGUUAUCAUCCCUUCAGGCCUAACACUCAUUGCACCAAACAAUUGUCUUUGUGUUCAUAUAAAUCUUUUCAUGGCCAUCUCUUUGAUCUUGAAUAAACCAUGGCCAUCAUACACGCACCUUCCUCUUUGAAUAACUUGAAGAGAAUCUGCAAGUCCAUUAUGCACAUGCCCAUCCACAUGUCUACUUUUCAUGCUUAUUUAUGCUUCAAACUUUUUUUUUGGUAUGAGAAAAUGUCCAGAACCAGAACUAGAACUAGAACCCUUUUUUGCAUUUGGGAAUAAUACUCUUUUCUGCUCAGAAGAUCCUUUUUGCUAUUAUUCCCAACACCGUGAAGAGAAGUGUGAAGAGAAGUUAUCAGGAGACAACAAUGAGGUUUCACAUUGCUAUCUUAUAUUACUUUCGAAUACACCGUGGAGUUGUGACAAGUAAAAUGCUUGACUUGUUGGUACUUAAAUUUAUUACAGAAAAUACAUAUAUCAAGAAAUAAUUUUCUCUCCCAUUUUAUCGGUGUACUAGUACUUGCCAAACUUUUGUGUGAGAUCUGGUGAUCUUUGGAGGGAUUUUUGUUGUUGUUAAUGUUGUUGUUGUUUCUCUUAUUCCCGCUCAUAAUAUUUGGUGAUGUUUGUUGUAAGACUAUUGUAUUACAAGUAGAAUAGACUUUACUCAUCUUUUGCAUCAUGAUAUGCAACAAUGCAGCAUGCAAUUGAAUUCUGAGUUGAA
Vicia villosa (hairy vetch) is the source of this 2526-nucleotide messenger RNA. Its product is annotated as zinc finger CCCH domain-containing protein 34-like. Bases 268 to 1722 code for a protein of 484 amino acids. Gene Ontology annotation, molecular function: metal ion binding; mRNA binding. The transcript is spliced from 7 exons. The record is from RefSeq and is a predicted model, not a curated record. Lineage: Eukaryota; Viridiplantae; Streptophyta; Magnoliopsida; Fabales; Fabaceae.